Messenger RNA from Momordica charantia (bitter melon), 4361 nucleotides. NCBI's taxonomy places the organism in Eukaryota, Viridiplantae, Streptophyta, Magnoliopsida, Cucurbitales, Cucurbitaceae. The record is from RefSeq and is a predicted model, not a curated record.
AUGGGUGAUUUUUGCAGUUAUCAGCUGGAAGGAUUGGAAAAAGCACUUAAACAGAACACGAUAGCGUUUUUGGAGACUGGCUCUGGCAAGACUCUGAUCGCCAUCAUGCUUCUCCGGAGCUUUGCUCAUCAGCUACGCAAACCUUCAUCUUCCAUUGCCGUUUUCUUGGUUCCACAAGUUGUUUUGGUCUCUCAACAAGCUGAAGCUGUGAAGAUGCACACUGACUUGAGUGUUGGUAUAUAUUAUGGAGACUUGGGGGUAGACUUUUGGAAUGCUGCAAUGUGGAAGAGAGAAAUAGAAAAACAUGAGGUGCUUGUGAUGACACCUGCAAUUUUGUUAAGUUGCUUGAGGCAUAGUUUCUUUCAGUUAAGCAUGAUAAAGGUCUUAAUAGUAGAUGAAUGCCAUCAUGCAAGAGGCAGACACCCUUAUGCUUGUAUUAUGACGGAGUUCUAUCACCAACAGUUAUCUCUUGGUCAAUCUAAUCUUCCGAGAAUUUUUGGAAUGACUGCUUCUCCAAUAAAGUCAAAAGGUAUUUCAAGUUCAUCACUAUCUUAUUGGUCAGUAAUUUGACCAUCUCUUUUUACUUUGAAGGUGUAUACUUAUUCUAGUGAAUCUGAGCUGGCUAAGUUCGUACCUAUUUCAACUCCCAAGUUCAAAUUUUACAUGCACGAGGACAUCCCAUAUACAUUAUAUGAGAAAUUAGCGGAGGAGUUGAAGAUUUUGAAAUUAAAGCAUGAAAACUUUAUGGAGACGUCAGAUCUCAAUCCUUCCAAGGUAGAACCGACUAGAAAACGGAUAUCAAAAGCUUUCCUUGCUUUAAUGUAUUGCUUAGAUGAACUUGGUCUUUGGUUAGCCUGGAAGGCUGCUGAGUCUUUAUCGUGGAUGGAAGAUGAUUUUUCUCCAUGGGAAAAGUUGGAUAUAUUUGGUGAGGCAAUUGUGAAAAAUUUCUGUUUCGAUGCUUUAAAGCUACUUGCUAAUACUUUACAAUCAGGAUGUUCAUGUGAGUCUAUUGGUGAUGAUCUUGAGGCUGAUAUGGCCGCAGGUCUAAUAACUGCAAAAGUUGUUUGUCUUGUUGAAUCGUUACUUGAAUACAGGUCUGUUGAGGAUAUAAGAUGCAUAGUAUUUGUGGAAAGGAUUGUCACUGCUGUGGCCCUUCAAACUCUAUUGAGCGUGUUGCUAUCAAAACACACUAGUUGGAAGACCAAAUAUAUAGCUGGGACAAACUCAGGUUUGCAAACCCAAACAAAGAAGAAACAAAAUGAAAUUGUGGGAGAAUUUCGUCGUGGCAAGGUCAACAUCAUUGUUGCAACCUCAAUUCUAGAAGAGGGCUUGGACGUUCAAAGUUGCAAUUUGGUUAUAAGAUUUGACCCAUCAUCCACAGUAUGUAGUUUCAUACAAUCUAGAGGCCGUGCGAGGAUGCAGAAUUCAGAGUAUAUCUUGAUGGUAAAGAGGGGGGAUUAUGCCACUCUCGCUCGACUUCAAAGAUAUCUUUCUAGUGGGGAAAUUAUGAGAAAUGAAUCUUUAUGCCAUGCUUCUCUUCCCUGCUUACCUUUUAGAAGUGAUUAUGACGAGGAAUCCUAUUGUGUUGAAAGCACGGGUGCAAUUGUGACUCUAAGUUCCAGUGUUUGCUUGAUAUACUUUUAUUGUUCUCGCCUUCCUUCUGAUUGUUAUUUCAAGCCAACACCAAGAUGGGAUGAGGAGACUUGCACCUUGCAUCUUCCUAAGAGCUCUCCUUUACAGACCUUUACCAGUAAAGAUGAUGCUAAAUAUCCCAAGCAAAGUGCCUGUUUAGAAGCUUGCAAACAACUUCAUAAGUAUGGUGCUUUGACAGAUAAUCUUGUCCCAGAUAUGGUUGCUGAAGAAGCUGUGGCUCAACGAAAUGGCAAUAGAUCAAUUGUCGUUGAUAAACAACCAGUUUAUGUUCCACCAGAAUUUGUGCAUUGUUGUCCCGAUAAGUCUAGUGUAAUGUACCAUUGCUACCUGAUUGAAUUAAAGCAGAACUUCAAAUAUGAUACGUCAGUACAUAACAUUGUGCUAGCCAUGAGAACUGAGCUUGAAUCUGAAAUCCAAAGCAUGUGUUAUGACUUGGACACUGACCGAGGAAGCUUUGACGUGAACUUCAAAUAUGUUGGCAUUAUUAAGCUUAGCCCCGACCAGGUUCUUUUAUGUAGAAAGUUCCAAGUUACAAUAUUCAGAGUUUUGUUAAACCAUAAUUGGAGCAAGUUGAAUGAAGAUGCCGAGAUUUUGUUGGGAGAUGGCCCUAAGGUUGAUUAUCUUCUGCUCCCUUCAACUGGUGUUGAACUGAUUAGCUGGGACACUGUCCUGUCUGUACUGGCUUCAUCUAGAGAAUAUUGUGUACAUCGUGGUAUUCCAUCAUCCGAGGGCCUUAGUUGUGAUGUACAGACCAAAAAUGGACUUGUUUGCCUUUGUAGACUCGUGAAUUCUUUGGUGUAUACUCCUCACAAUGGUAAUGUAUAUUGCAUAACCAAUGUUUUGAGUGAACUGGAUGGAACUUCAUUACUCAAGAUUCGAAAAAAUGAAAUGAUGCCUUACAAGGAGUAUUAUAAAGUGCGUCACGGGAUUGACUUGCAUUUUGAGAAACAAUCAUUACUUCAGGGGAGAAAAGUCUUUUCGGUGCACAACUACAUUAAUAGAUCUAGGCGACAAAAGGGGAGAGAAUCGAGUAAUGCAUUAGUUGAACUGCCUCCUGAGCUUUGCUCUGUAAUAAUGUCUCCCAUAUCCAUCAACACUUUUUAUUCAUAUUCUUUUCUUCCUUCAAUUAUGCAUCGAGUUGAAUCGAUGCUAAUUGCAAGCAACUUGAAAAAGUUGAAUACGGAUCAUUGCAUGCAAAAUGGUAUUCCAACCAUGAAGGUAUUGGAAGCAAUAACAACAAAAAGUUGCCACGAGAAAUUUCACCUGGAAUCUCUCGAGACUCUUGGCGAUUCAUUUCUUAAAUAUGCUACUGGUCAACAUCUUUUUAAAUCUUUUCAGAAUGAACAUGAGGGCCUUCUUAGUUUAAAGAAGGAUAGAAUAGUUUCUAAUGCUGCUCUCUGUAGGCUUGGAUGCGAACACAAAAUUUCGGGCUUUAUGCGGGAUGAGGCUUUUGAUCCUCAAAAGUGGGUUAUUCCUGGUGAUACACAUGGAGUUGACCAAUUAAGAGAAGAAAUGCUUUCUAGUGAGAGAAAAAUUUAUGUUAUAAGAAAAAGAAAGGUAAAAGGUAAGAGGAUAGCUGAUGUUGUGGAGGCUCUAAUUGGCGCAUAUCUGAGCUCUGGUGGGGAAAUGGCUGCCAUACAAUUUCUAAAUUGGAUUGGUAUAGAAGUUAAUUUUGAUACUGUACCUUAUGAGAGGCCUUUUAGAGUUGAUGCAUAUAAACUCAUCAAUGUCAGACAUUUAGAGUCCCUACUGAGAUACACAUUCAACGACCCCUCAUUGUUGUUAGAAGCACUGACUCAUGGUUCAUACAUGCUUCCUGAGAUUCCAAGAUGCUAUCAGCGCUUAGAGUUUCUUGGAGAUUCUGUGUUAGAUUAUGUCAUCACUGUGCAUUUGUACUACAAACAUCCUGGGAUGUCACCAGGAAUGUUGACUGACAUGAGGUCUGCAGCAGUGAGUAAUGAUUGCUACGCGCGAAUUGCAGUAAAGGCCGAGUUGCACAAAAGUAUCCUACAUUUGUCUCAUGAACUCCACAGACAUAUUAAUCGGACUCUUAAAGAUUUUGAGCUGUUGUCUUCAGAAGUGACGUUUGGAUGGGAGUCUGAGACUUCUUUUCCUAAGGUUCUUGGAGACGUUAUCGAGUCUUUAGCUGGAGCAAUAUACGUUGACUCUGGAUACAACAAAGACAAGGUGUUUGAGAGUCUAAGACCACUGUUAGAGCCAUUAGUGACGCCUGAAACCGUGACAUUGCACCCAAGAAGAGAGUUGAAUGAGUUGUGCCAAAAGGAGAAGUAUACUUUGAAAAAAACCGUUAACUCUCGUAUCAAUGGCAGAUCACACGUUACAGUGGAGGUCGAAGCUGAUGGUCGGAUAUUCAAACAUACGGUAGUUUCUUCGGACAAGGAGACUGGAAAGAAGGUUGCUUCCAAAGAAGUUCUCAAGUCUCUGAAGGAGUCCAUGGUACAUAUUUAACUCCCAAUGCUGUUGUUUAUUGGCCUCUUAUAUUUGGUAAAAGGAAGGAAAAUAUUUGGUCAUCAACAUUGAUGUUUCCUCCUAUAAUAGAGUUUAUGUUUUUUCCUUGUAUUUCAAUAUUGUAAGAACUAUGUAAAAAAAAAAAAAAUAUUUGAAAAAUGCAAGUGUAAAGUUUGUUCACAGGUGAAAUGUGUAAUACAUUUGGAGUUAAUAUUUUAUAUUACUUUUAAAUUUGGAUA